AUGCCUGCUCCAAAGGACUCGAAGAAGCAGACCGACCUAAACGGUCAAACGGGUGCCAAUGGCAACAUUCCGCCCCCUAAAACAGACAAGCCUCGGCCCCACGUCUGCACCACCUGCGGUCGCUCGUUUGCGCGAUUGGAGCACCUCAAGCGCCAUGAGCGCUCACACACAAAGGAAAAGCCAUUUGAGUGUCCGGACUGCGCCCGGUGCUUUGCUCGGCGCGAUCUGCUUCUGCGACACCAGCAGAAGCUACACAUGACCACCACGCCGUCUUCUCGACCGAGAAACGGUCGCCGUGAAAGUACCGGCGCCGCACCCGGUGCUAACCGGGUUCGCAAGAACUCCAUUGCCAAUAGUUCAGCUUCUUCGAUGCGCCCGAGGGCCAAUACAAUAGGCCAUGUUGAUGGAGCGGCCUUGGGUAUCCCUGGUGCGGGUAAUCCGUCAUCUGCGCCCACUCAAUCGAGUCACGCAUACCACCCUAGCCUUAGUUCUUCAGUUGGCUCAAGCAUGGAUUAUAGAGGAUUUGGCUCUGGACACCCUUCGAUGAACGGCCUUUCAAAGAUCGAAACUUCCGGACUUCCUAUGGAUAUGUCCGGAGGACUUCGGACUGCUCCCGUGUAUGGGAGCUUUGAUACGGGCAUCGAUGGCAUGCUGAUGGGUCAUGGUAGCACCAUCAACCCGGCGCAAUUACACUUCGCAGGAUCCCCACAAGGCUUCAACGAUUCGCCCUCGUCUCCUUUCCGUCAGUACCACAGUGGACUUCCACCUGCGGAUCCGAUCAUGGAUGAAGAGAUGCACUUUGACUGGAUGAACGGGUUUGACACAGGUGUGGCUAUGGGAAAUGGCAACGACUCGGUUAUUGACGAGUCCUCGCCAUCGGCAAUGAGCACGGGUAGCCAGAGCGGAAUCAGCGAGGCCAUGCUGGAGGGCCCGAAUCGCAUUCCCAUCUCCAACGGUUGGCACAACCCGUUCCCCGCUCACCACCCUGCCAACCAGUUCGCGAUCGAUUUUUCCCCGACGACGUUGAAUGAUUUGGACGUAUGCCACACCUCCAUCUAUGACCUCGGUCGGCCAGCCCAUCAUGGGAGGACAUUCGCAGAUGCCCUACGAAAUGAACAUUCACCACUCUCAACGGAUACAUUUACAGACUCCACACGACAGGCUCUACUAGCGAGCAUGUCGACCCCCACUGGCUUCAAUCAUCGCAAGUAUUCCCAACCCGCAGGUGGACUUCUAAAUACUCGCGAGUUGUUCGCCCGCUCGACUGGCUUCAACAGCUCCAGUCAACUGCCCAGCACCUCGGACUUGCAGCGCUACAUCUCGGCCUACAUCACCUACUUCCAUCCUCACAUCCCGUUUCUCCAUAUCCCCACCCUCAAUUUCCAAGCUCCCCAAUACACGAACAAUCUACGCACACCAAGCGGACACCUCAAUCUUAGCUCCACCGGCGUCGCUGGAGGUGGGGGUUGUCUAAUCCUCUCCAUGGCGGCUAUCGGUGCACUGUACGAAUACGAAUCUGCCGCCUCCAAGGACCUCUUCGACGCCGCGAAAAAGAUGAUCCAGUUGUAUCUCGAAGAGCGACGAAAGGCCGAUAUGUCUGCUGCUCUCAGUCGUUCAAAUUCCUCCCGCGAUAGCUCCGUACACAACACUCCGCUUUGGCUGGUACAGGCAAUGCUCUUGAACGUGAUAUAUGGCCACACCUGUGGUGACAAGACAUCCGCAGACAUUGCUAGCACGCACUGUGCUGCCUUGGUCAGCCUAGCACGCGCAGCCGAAUUAACACACCACCUGGACCCCAAGAACCUGCCGCAAGAUCAUAUCACCGCUGGUGACAACGAAAAUGAUUCUCCCGGUGCCUCGGAAAACGGGAUGUCUUCGUCAUUUAACCAACCGAAAGAGCGCCGAGAUUGGCUGGAUUGGAAGAUUGUAGAGGAGCGGAAACGUACCCUCUACGCUAUCUUUGUUCUGUCCAGCUUUCUCGUCUCUGCCUACAACCACGCGCCUGCACUCACAAAUUCGGAAAUUCGUCUUGACCUUCCCUGUGAAGAGGAUCUAUGGGCGGCCGAAUCACCCCAGGCGUGGAAGCAGAUGGGGGGUCAAACAGCCUCGAAGAAGACUUUGUCGUUUUCCGCUGCUUUAACGUCUCUUCUGACUGCCAGCCAACGAGAGCAGAGUCAAUCGGCAAACCUGUUCUACAACGACGAUCUGUCUAAUUCCGAAAACCGCCCUAGUACUUUCGGCUGUUUGGUACUCAUCUACUCGCUUCACAACUAUAUAUGGGAAACUCGCCAAAGGCACAUGGGCCGACAAUGGACAGCCCAGGAGACUGAUGCUAUGCAAUCUCACAUCGAGCCCGCUCUACGGGCAUGGCAAGCCGCAUGGGCUAGCAACCCAGUCCACAGCCUGGAGCGACCGAAUCCGUUCGGGGCUGGACCUCUGUCUGCAGACAGCAUCCCCCUUCUAGAUUUGGCCUAUAUUCGUUUAUUCGUCAACCUAGGCCGAUGCAAAGAGGCAUUCUGGCAACGCGAUUGGAAUGGCAUGGCGGAUGAGCUCGCACGAGGCACUGAGAUAUUCCAGCACCCAGAUGCUGCAAUGAACGACGUGGUCGAUCCUUCUCUCACGGGUCACAUUGACACGAGACGAGACUCCAUCGCCGAUCUAGGAGUAUCAGAUCUAGCCAUCUCCAAGACACCGACGCAAGACGAGUCCAUGCAGACUCUCGCCAACAUGUACAAGAUCGGCCAAUCUAAGCGUGAAAAGCAUCUGCGCAAGGCAGCGUUCUACGCAGCGGAUUCCAUCUCUAUGUCGGAUCGUCUUGGUAACACAUUCGCCGAGUUUUCCUCGCGCGAACUACCAAUCCAGUGCGCGUUGUGUGCUUUCGAUUGUGCACAGGUGCUGGCGGAGUGGAUUACCACUGUUCAAGAACGGGUGGGCCCCUACCUUGGUAUCCUUGGUCGCGACGAUGUCGACUUGACUCAAGUACCCGGAGUCAUGCUAUUAGAAGACGAGGAUUGCAAGCUGGUGGAUAAGAUCAAGGACAUCCUGGGGAGUAUUGAGAUGAAAAUGCAGCGCCAGUUCCAAAAUGGCAAUUCCAUUUCCACGCUGAGUGUCGUGCAACGGCUACCCAGUCUUGUGGAAGGAGGAUACGGAUGUAAAAUAUUGAUUGCGACAGCCAGUAUCUUGGAACGAGCUGCUGUCUGGCCAGUGACGAAACUGAUGGCCCGCUCUCUGGAAGCCCAAGCCAUGCGAAUGAAGGAGCGUACCGAGCACUCCGUGAUGAUGACCCCUUAA
Penicillium verrucosum is the source of this 3291-nucleotide messenger RNA. RefSeq names its product putative C2H2 transcription factor (AmdX) (gene amdX). Gene Ontology annotation, molecular function: zinc ion binding; RNA polymerase II cis-regulatory region sequence-specific DNA binding; DNA-binding transcription factor activity, RNA polymerase II-specific. NCBI's taxonomy places the organism in Eukaryota, Fungi, Ascomycota, Eurotiomycetes, Eurotiales, Aspergillaceae. Bases 1 to 3291 code for a protein of 1096 amino acids. Gene Ontology annotation, biological process: regulation of transcription by RNA polymerase II; DNA-templated transcription. Gene Ontology annotation, cellular component: chromatin. The transcript is spliced from 5 exons. The record is from RefSeq and is a predicted model, not a curated record.